AUGUCGUUUGUGGUGAUUCCUCCUCAAUCCAAUGUGGUGUUGCCUUCUUCUUCUUCAUCAUCGGUUGUAACUGGAUCUGCUUCAUCGGAAGGAAUAAAUUCCGAACAUGCUCGUCCUAAUGUUUUGUUUUUAGGAUUUAAUCAAGAUUCAUCAUUGAUCGGAUAUGGAACUGAUCGUGGAUUUAAAAUUAUAUCAUGUCUUUAUGGACAUUACAAGAAUGAGUUUGAUAUAAAAUUUAUCGAUGGAGGAAUUGGCUUUGUUGGAUUUAUGGACGGAAAUCGAGAUUUGGUUGCCUUAGUGGGAGGUGGUUAUAGACCUGCUUUUAACAAGAACAAAAUCAUUUUUUAUAAUUUUAAGGAAAAAAAGGUUGUGAAUGAGUUGUUGUGUGCGAGAUAUGUCAUUUCUGUGAUUUCCAGACAAGAUUUCUUUGUGGCAGUUUCAGAAGAAAUGAUUUUCACCUAUGAUCUUCAAACUCGAAAACAAAUUCAUUCUUGGAAGACCGGAUUCAACACUCGUGGAUUAUGUUCAGUGGUCUAUAAUCAGGAUCAACAACAAUUUCUUUUGGUCUUUCCCGAUGAAAGUGUAGGAUCUGUAAAAUUUGUUCGAAUUUGCUCUCUCUCGCACAAGAUUUUGGAUGAAAAGGUCAUCAACGCUCACGAAUCUUCAAUACGUUGCUUCCAACUGAGUUAUGAUGGUUCAUUGCUUGCGACAGCUUCUGAAAAAGGAACCUUGAUUCGACUAUUUCACACAUCAUCUGGUGAAAAGAAGGAAGAAUUUAGGAGAGGAAAUACAACCUCAGGAAUUUACUCGAUCUGUUUCAGUCAUGACAACAACUAUGUUGCCUGCGUUUCAUCCAAUGGAACUCUGCAUGUCUUUGUGGUCGAUUUGGAGUCUUGGAAAAACAGUCGAAAAAUCACAAGUAACUCUUGGUCUGACUGGUUCAAUAACUUGUACAAGGCAGAAGCCUCUUCAGUUUUUAAACAACGAAAUAUUGAUGGAGUUGCUAUUUGCUCAUUUGAUUCCAAUGAUGAAUCAGUAAUACUGUGUACAGAUAAGGGAGUUUACAUGAACCUUAAAUUUGAUUGGAGUUGUAGCUCUGGGACACUAAAUGAGGAACCUGUUGAACAUCAAAUGGCAAAUAUUGAUUGA
Messenger RNA from Naegleria fowleri, 1149 nucleotides. RefSeq lists its product as uncharacterized. The transcript has 4 exons. The coding region runs from base 1 to 1149 and encodes 382 amino acids. Gene Ontology annotation, cellular component: phagophore assembly site membrane; cytosol; extrinsic component of membrane. The record is from RefSeq and is a predicted model, not a curated record. Gene Ontology annotation, molecular function: protein binding; phosphatidylinositol-3-phosphate binding; phosphatidylinositol-3,5-bisphosphate binding. Gene Ontology annotation, biological process: nucleophagy; autophagy of mitochondrion; protein lipidation. Lineage: Eukaryota; Heterolobosea; Eutetramitea; Acrasida; Naegleriidae.